AUGGCCGCUACUGCCAAAUCCCUUUCCUCACUGCUCGCGCAAGCCUCGAUCGAAGACCACGACGAAGUGCUAAAGGCUGCAAAUGCUGCCAUUAAAAAGUCAAAGAGCGAUCAGGAUGCGCAACAUACCAAAGCUGUAGCGCUGCUGCAUCUGGACCGAUACGAGGAUGCGUUGACGGUUUUUGAGGCCACGACAGAGUUGCAGACGAAGGCGCGAUUCGAAUAUGCAUAUGCGCUCUAUAAAACAGGCAAUGCGGCCAAGGCCGUCGAGGUAGUCCAGGCGGCGGGACCAGAUUCAGGUCGCGGAAUGAAGCAUAUGCUGGCCCAGGCUGCAUACCGCUCGGAAAACUUCGCACAGGCAAUAAGAAUCUACAAGGAACUCGCAGACCAGAACGACGAAAGGGAGGAGUAUGACAUCCGAAUCAACUCCGGGGCCGUGGACGCACAAUUGGAGUGGACAGGACAAGGCGAGCUGGCACAGAAGAAGCAGCCCACACGAGAGGAUCUGGAGGUUUUUGAAACGGCUUUCAAUGCUGCGUGCGGCAGCAUAUCACGCAACGAGUUUGGACAAGCCCACGUGUGUUUGAAGCGUGCCAAGGAUCUUUGCAAUGCGCUUUCGGACCUCAGUGAAGAAGAGAAGCAGGCUGAACUAUUGCCAAUUACAGUCCAGCAGGUCUACGUUCUGAUACAGUUGGGCAAGCUUGAUGAGGCCGAAGAAUUGGCUACCAAGAUUCCCUUUGCCGACAUCAAAGAAUUAUCAACACGCUACAUUGCUCAAGUCAACAGCAUUGCCGCCUCCAAGAAGCUUUCGAACCCGUACCUAUCGCAUCGUCUUUUCCACGCAUCGCCACAGCCCCCAGUCACCGACCAGCACUUUUCCUACCAGUCUAACAUACUGCGACAGGAUGAAUAUGUCAUGUCGCUGCUCUCACAAAAGGUGGAUGGUGUCGCAUCAUCAACCGAGAAAGUCAUCGCUGCCUCUCCUGCCCCCUCGCUGUCUCCUGCAGUCAACAUGGCGGCAGUCCUCAAUGCAGCAGCCCACGUAAGGAAUGCAGAGACGGAGAAAGCUGCCCUCAAAGAGAUUGUUCCGCUACUAGAAAAGAGACCAAAUGAUGUUGGUCUUAUACUAACAAUAACACACCUAUACGUCAUCACAAACAACUACGCUGCAGCGACCCAUCUCCUAGAAUCCUUCUUCAAACGCCUGGAGCAGAGCGGCUCGGCAUCCGAUCUCGACGCACGUUUCUCGCCUGGUCUAAUUGCCACGAUUGUUUCGCUAUAUGCACAACAAGGUCGUCCAGGCGCUUCAAAGAACGAAUUGGCGAAAGCAGCCGAGUAUUGGCGCAAACCUCAUAAGUCAAAAACAGAAGCUCCGUCGAAAUCUCUCAUGGUCGCUGCGGGUACUGCACUUCUUGAUACGCACAACCCCGAAAAUGUCAAGUCUGCGGGAGAGAUUUUCAAGGGCUUGUAUGAUCAAGACAAUGAUGACCGAGCAGCCAUUGCCGGCCUAGUUGCAGCAUACAGCAUCACCGAUCCGUCGUCAAUCCCUGCAGAACUUCUAUCAUAUCUGCCAGAAGCCAACCGUCUGGUAUCCGACAUUGACGCAGUUGAGCUCGAGAAAGUCGGCGUGCCAUUAGGCACUCUUACAUCGGUCAACCUUGGAGCUGUAUCACAGAAGCGCAGCGCACCCACCAAGGAAGCACCUUCAAGAGCGAAGAGACUACGCAAAGCAAGGAUGCCAAAGGACUACGAAGAGGGCAAGAAAGUGGACCCCGAACGAUGGCUGCCAAUGCGCGACAGGAGUUACUACCGUCCCAAGGGACGCAAAGGAAAGAAGAGGGCCGAAGGUCUCACACAGGGUGGUGUCGUGGAGAAUGAGAAGGGCACACCGGCUGCUCAAGAGAAGAAGGCUGGUGUGGACAAGGGUAAGGGUAAGAAGAAGGGUAAGGGCAAAUGGUGA
Messenger RNA from Pyrenophora tritici-repentis Pt-1C-BFP, 1959 nucleotides. RefSeq names its product SRP72 multi-domain protein. Gene Ontology annotation, molecular function: 7S RNA binding; protein binding; ribosome binding. Gene Ontology annotation, cellular component: signal recognition particle, endoplasmic reticulum targeting. NCBI's taxonomy places the organism in Eukaryota, Fungi, Ascomycota, Dothideomycetes, Pleosporales, Pleosporaceae. The record is from RefSeq and is a predicted model, not a curated record. Gene Ontology annotation, biological process: SRP-dependent cotranslational protein targeting to membrane.